This is a messenger RNA of Nezara viridula (southern green stink bug), 947 nucleotides long. The record is from the annotation of a GenBank genome assembly. NCBI's taxonomy places the organism in Eukaryota, Metazoa, Arthropoda, Insecta, Hemiptera, Pentatomidae.
GCAUUGAGGAAUAGAAUGAAUAAGUUAAAUAACCUCUUUGGUUGGAUAGCUGUCUUAUAACCUUUUUCCGCCAUACUUUGACUUGGGAAAUUGAGUAAUUCUGUUUCAGGAUCUUUGUGCUUUUAGUUGUAGUCAAUGUUUCAGAUAUAUUUUUAGCCAAAUGAAUUAUUCUAACCGUAGCUUAUGGCUCUUGGGACUUUCCACAUUCGGCACUGUUUGUGUAAUAGGCAUUUUUAAUUACAAAUUUAAUCAGUGGAUGAGGAAACGAGUAAACAAGAUAAAGAAAGACAACCAAAUUGAUAUAUUGAAUAAAAAUCGCCUUUUAACGUUUGGUGUGAGCAGUGAUCAAUGUGAUGGGCACAUGAAGAGACAAUUCGAUUGUGGCAAUUUAGAUUGCAACUAUGGACGUUUGAGUUAUAUACUAGGAUUUAUUAAUAAUUGUCAAAAAAACUUGGAUGUUUGUAUAUACAUCAUCACAGCUAAACUGUUUGGAGAUUGUAUUAUUAAUGCACAUCGGCGAGGAGUCAAGGUGCGAGUCAUAGCGGAUAGUGACAUGUCAUUUUCAGCUCAAUCUUUGAUAAACACUUUCAGGGCAGGAGAUAUACCAACGAGGCAGAGAAUGUCUCCAUUCAUUAUGCACCACAAGUUUGUGAUUGUCGACAGUGAGGUACUGAUUAAUGGGAGUAUGAACUUCACAAUGACCGGAGCGUUUUGUAAUUGGGAAAACGUUAUGAUAACAACGCAACCGGAACUAGUCAAUUCCUUUCAGAAAGCUUUCAAUUCUCUCUGGGAAGAUUUUUCACCUCUUAAUUAUUCUCCUUUAGAUGGAAUAAUAAAAGCUCAAGCGCCUCAGCACCAAGUGGCUAACGUAUAAAUAACCUUAAAUGUAUUUGAUUUACAUUUUAAAUGUACCAUAUUUAUGUAUUUUUAUAAAAACAUUGAUUGAA